CCAAACGCCAUUCCACCAGUCUCACCGUCUCGCGCAUCAAUGUCCGAUGGCACCGAAUGAUCGCGCCGAAAGGCGUCAGAUGCGCCAGCGUGGGGCCGGGGUAACGAACGUCCAGAAUAUCAACUUCGGAUUCAAGAUCGGAGGAGGCGCCCUUCAGCCCAGACGCUCCGGUCGCCCGUCGCCUCUGCCCGCACAACGAUCUGCCCGUUCCACGCCGAAUCGACUCCCGCCCCAGCUGUCCGGUCGCAGUAGGCAGACAAGCACGCCAGCGCAGACGUCACACCAAGCCCAUCACACGGGUAGCAGAUCGUCAAAGACUUCCGCCGCGGCGAAGAAGACUCCCAAGCAACCUAGCUUGGGGAACAAGGCCCCGCACAGCCAGCAACAGUUCACGACACCUACAGUUAUCGGCAAGCGCAAGAGGCCGCAAAGUGCGACAGUACAAGAAGACUCCGAACAUGACGAACUGGAAGCAGAUGACCCGGCACAUCGGACAUCCACAGGGCGAUCACACGUGUCUAUCCUACCGUCAAUAACGGAGCGACCUCCCGAGCCCGCAGACGACGCGGAAGACGACUUGGCAGAGGCCAACAACGGGCCCGGCGCGUCCAGCGUGCAUAGCAAUAGGAUGGGCGUCGCGGCUGCGCAACGGCGGAGAAGCCAGGGUCGACAGUCGUACGGGUCACUCAAUCUGCGAGCCAAAGGCCGGACACCGAAGAGGCGUGAGAGUGUGGCAACGUGGCUGAUAGAUCAGUCGCGUCUCACGCCGGUGCCGCCGGCGGUUCCGCCGAGUGUGCUGAAGAGUAGGACGUCAUUGAGGACUCCUAUCGUGCGUAAGAGCUUGGGCAGGCCCAAGACUAGUACUAGCACUGGGAAGCAGCCGAAGAGAACGAGCGCAGCGGCUACUGUGGAAGCGGAAGAGGAACAGGGGGAUGAGGGCGGCGAAGAGCUGGACGAGGACCACCAAGAAGGAGAGGAAGUCGUGGAUGAGUUGUCUACGGAGCUGAGCAACAGAUCUGUACGCAAGUCGCAUAAAUCGCAGCAGAAGACACGAAAGGAAAUACCUACCGAAGAAGACGAGGAGAGUGAAGACGAACUAUCCCCAGAAGCACGGCGUCCGAAGUCUGGCCGCGAUCCGAGAUUCCAAGUCGAGUCUGGAGACGAAGCGUCAGACUACGAAGGAGAGCAAUCCGUUCGCUCAGAGCUACGAGUCCCAGUGCGAGAGAAGCGUUUGACCAAGGCAGCUCGUCCAAGGCAAAAGCAGAAGGCGAAAGCUCAUUCAGGAGAGACGGAAGAGCCCGGAGCAAGGCAGAAAAAAGCCAAAGGGGAAACCGUGCCCAUCACAGUCUAUCGCCUUGCAAACGCAUCCCAGCUGGGCGGACAAGGGGAAGAUGACGGCGAUCCACUGCAGAACCCCAAUCUAGCCUCAAUAUCCGGCGUCAAUGCCGUCGACGUCCUGUUCCAGAUCACAAGCGAGCUAGCAGACCGGCAGCAAAACUCCAUCACUCGCCACCUCCAGCUCUCCACCGAUGAGCGUCAACGCAGCGAACUGAAGCGCAAACGCACCAUGCUAGACAUGUUCAAAGCCCAGCUCUCAGACCGCCUGUUCGAGCUCACAGACGCCAUCAACACCGGCACCGUGCUGCGAAAGCGUCUCAAAGCAGCGUUGAAGAAGCGCGUCGCCCUCACAGACGAGCUCCUGUCCGUCCGAAAGCAGCGCGAGGACCGCCAGUUGGCAAUGGACGCUACCAGAGACCGCCACGAGGCCAGCGUGCACGUGUACGAGAAACAGAGCUCGCUGAACUCCGCGCUGCAUGAUAUCGAGCUUGCGGUCAGCCGCGGCAGGCUGGCGGCAAAGGAUCAAGGCAGGGAGGCCGAAGGGCCGCGGAUUCCGCUGGAGAUGCUCCUGCGGACUGUGGCUGGGCAGGUAUCUUCACGGGUUCCUGGAGGGGGCGUGACGGACCGGGCAAAGGCGCUGAAUGUUGUGCUGGAAGACACGGCGAAGGUGUUGGAGGGCAGGAGAAGGUGAUGAUGACGGUUGAUGACGACGGAGACUUCGCGGCGUUGUGGCUUUGUAUUCGUAUUUAUAUAUAUAUAUACCCCU
Pseudovirgaria hyperparasitica is the source of this 2104-nucleotide messenger RNA. RefSeq lists its product as uncharacterized. The record is from RefSeq and is a predicted model, not a curated record. Bases 47 to 2029 code for a protein of 660 amino acids. Lineage: Eukaryota; Fungi; Ascomycota; Dothideomycetes; Acrospermales; Acrospermaceae. The transcript is spliced from 3 exons.